AUGAGUUCACUCAUCAUGUACGAAGAUGAAGCGAUUGACCAUUAUAAUGAGUAUUUGAUGAGCAAAAGAAAAGAAGUAACUGAAAUAAAGAAUUAUAAAUUCAAUGGGAAAUUCAAUUCAAAGCCAACUAAGGCAUUCAUAAUAAAAAAUAAGAAAAUACAUUAUUUAACAUAAUCGCAGAUAUUAGCUUUGGUGGUUUUAACAUUCGCAGUUGAGUAUGGGUUUGCAAUUGAGAUGGUUUUCAUCUCUCCUUUGUUUUUGAAAUUAGACACUCCAGAACUUUUAGACUCUUCAAUUUGGUUAUUUCCUCCUGUAAUUAAUUUAUUACUCUAUCCUUUUAUUCGAUACUACAGCGAAAGUAAAUCACAUCAAUUAAAAAACGCUAUGAUAUAUUUCAUAAUAGUUUCUAUAAUGGGUAUAGGACUAUUAGCUGACACAAAAUCACUAUAUGUGGAUUCAAUAAACAAAAAAACAUCAGUUCUAAUUAUUUCAAUCGUAAGUUUCACAGUCAUGGAUGUCGGUUUAGAGAUGCUUGGAUUUGCUUGUUCUGCUUUAUUAGAAGAUUAUGUUAAUCCAAAACAGACGUAAAAAGUGUAGUAAUACAGAACAUUUGUUGAUUCAUUUGGGAAAUUCACUGGAUUCCUAGUUUCAAGUGUUUUAGCUUUCAAUUUUAUUUACUUAAACUUCGACAAUUUUAUUGAGAACUUAUCAUUUGCAUACUUAGUAGGAUUGAUAAUGAUAUUGAUUGGUUUUGGAAUGGUUUUGAUAUCCUUUCCACGUAAAGGAUUAGAUUUAGUAUAAUAAAAUCACAAAAUGAGGUUUAGUAUCAAUUCUUUUUUGCCUGGAAUAACAUUUAUAUCAUAAUUGCCCAAAAAUAUGAAGAUAUUUUUGUUAUCCCAUUUUUUCACUUGCGGUUCCCAAUUGUUUGUGUCUGUCUAUGCGACCUUAUGGUCAGGCAUUACCAUGUUGGAAGAGGGACCUCAAUAGUACAAUGAAGCAAUAAGGAAUAUCGUAUUUGACAUAGGAAUUAGCUGGGGUAUUGUUUAAAUGAUAUACAGAGGGGCUUUGGCAUUGUGCAUGAGUGCAAUACUUCAUCUAUUGACAACCUUGUUCUUAAAGUAAUUGGGAAAUAGAUACACAAGCACAAUAUAUAUGAUCGUGAAUGCCUUGGCUGGGGCUUCUUUAUUAUAUACUUGGUCGGUUAAUGAAUUUUAUUCUAUUUUUAUCACUCUUCCUUUUUGGGGAGUUCAAACUACUGUGUUGAGUGAAUUGCCAUACAAAUUAGCAAAUCAGUUGGAGGAUGAUCAAGUAAGGGAUACAAUAAAAGGACUCUUGCCUUAGAUGCUUAAUUUAACCACCUUUUUUUCUUAAGCAUUUAUGUUUUUCAUAAUUCCCCUAGGUUUUUUGUUGUUAUCUAGUGUUGAUGACAUUUCAGUUAGUAUGUUCUUGAGCGGGAUAUUCAGUUUAAUUGGAUCAUUUUUAGUUUGCUUUUUAUGA
Messenger RNA from Paramecium tetraurelia, 1497 nucleotides. RefSeq lists its product as uncharacterized. Gene Ontology annotation, cellular component: membrane. Gene Ontology annotation, molecular function: sucrose:proton symporter activity. The record is from RefSeq and is a predicted model, not a curated record. Lineage: Eukaryota; Ciliophora; Oligohymenophorea; Peniculida; Parameciidae. The transcript has 7 exons.